This is a messenger RNA of Torulaspora globosa, 774 nucleotides long. It is a transcript of the gene ENT4, whose product is annotated as Ent4p. The record is from RefSeq and is a predicted model, not a curated record. The transcript has a single exon. Gene Ontology annotation, cellular component: clathrin vesicle coat; plasma membrane; endosome. Lineage: Eukaryota; Fungi; Ascomycota; Saccharomycetes; Saccharomycetales; Saccharomycetaceae. Bases 1 to 774 code for a protein of 257 amino acids. Gene Ontology annotation, biological process: endocytosis; actin filament organization. Gene Ontology annotation, molecular function: phosphatidylinositol binding; ubiquitin binding; clathrin binding.
AUGCCAUUGCUAGAUUCUGUGAAGAGCUUUGUGCAAUCCACGACAGAAUUGAAAGUGAGACAAGCGACCGAUGAAAGUGAAAACUCGGGCGCCACGGGUACGCUGAUGAAUGAGAUCUCAGUUCUCACCUAUAGUCCCAAGACACUGAAGGAAAUUGUUCAGGUAAUAAGGAAAAGGUUGACCGGUAACGGGAGAAAGACAUCACACAAAAACUGCAUUCAUCUCGUCAAGACUCUAACACUAAUAAGCUACUUGAUGAACAAUGGCUCAAAUGAGUUCAUAGCAUGGGUAAGAAGCAGCAUCUUCAUCAUUGAGUGUCUGCGGAACUUCCAAACCGAGGAUCGCGCCGAUGAGAAGAUCUGCAAGCAGAUCAGACUAAUAUCAAAUGAUCUUUGCAUGCUGAUCAGAGACGAUACUCUUCUUGAACAGCGCCGCAAGGAAGUGGGUGUCUUCAGAUCGAGCAUAUCGUCGCCAGGAAGGAAAUCUACCGACAAUAGCCAUCUGAAAAAAUGGUCUAGCAACGCCUCUGCAAAUUCAGAAGGCGCCAAGAGCAAUCUCAGCAUGUCUCCGAUAACUCCGACGACCAUCAAUGAGUAUCAGUAUUCUUCUAAUACUACGAAAUACUAUCAACGAGGUAUGACAAGUCUCGAUUUGAAGAGACGACUCGUGAACAAGAAUUCCUCUGAACACAAUCCGCUAGGCCCAUUACGAGAGGAAGAUGAUGCUCAUACACCCUCGGUCUCCAUCACGGCUUCCAAUAAUCCAUUUCGAUAA